UCCACUAAGAGAAGUUACUCUUUAGUACUUCGGAUGCUACCGGAGCGCAUUGCCGGGAAGAUCGUUCUUAAGUCGAUUUUUCUUUUUUUAAACGACACUACAGAAUAUAAAUCAUUUCCUUGGUCGAUAUCAUCUCGAGCUGAUUUUUCUCACGAUACGUUUUAACUCGUAAUUUUUGUUCUUUUUUUUUUUCUCUCUUUCUUUUUCUUUUUUAAUCGCACGCACGAUCUUACAUUCGAUCAAUGAUACGGACUUUAUAGGAUCGAACGAUCAUUCCUCGAUCGGUGAAAGUUCAGUUCGCGUCAGCGAUACUUAUAUCGUCGCGGUGAAAUGUGUAAAAAAAAGAAAUAUCUCUCGACGUCUGGCUUAAGUUCGAAGAGAUUUUGUUUCGAGAAGAGAAACGGGGGAAGGCACGGAUCGUGAUCCAUUAAAAAAUUAUUAUCUAUUUCGUGAUAGGAGAGGGAGAUUAAUAUUCAUUUUAAAUGUUGCAAAGGAUAAUAAUUAAAAAUGCCGUGCAUUCCAGAAAGCUCGAAGAUCUAUGAGCAAAGAUGAACGAUAGUCGAGUAUAAAAAAUGGCACCAUUCCACGGCAUGGUCCUACUGUUGCUAGGAAUCGGUUACCUGUUACACGCGGAACCAUCUUUCGGUCAUCGCGAUAUAGGGAUAAUAGCGGAUGACGUUAGAUCGAGACGAAGAGAAGAUCACGGAUAUUCACCUGUUUUGGAAUAUUUUUACGGCGAACGUAUUGACAACGAGAUGCGCAAGCAUUAUUAUCGUACAAAAAGGCACACAUAUUUUUCCGAUGAUCUUCCACAAAACGUGACGGUCGCCGUCGGUCAAUUCGCCGUGUUGUCGUGCCGAGUCGAAAAUUUAGAAAACAGGACAGUAUCUUGGAUGCGAAAGAAGGACGUUAGGAUCCUAACGUCCAUGGAGACGACUUAUACCGCCGACAAGAGAUUCGCGAUAAUCGGUAAAUCGCCAAAUUGGGACCUACGUAUAGAUUCCGUGCAACCCGAGGACGCUGGUAUUUACGAGUGUCAAGUUAAUACCGAGCCAAAGAUGGACAGAGCGGUCAAUUUGAAGGUCUUGGACGUACAAGCAAAAAUCCUUGGCUCCGAAGAGGUAUACGUGAAGAAGGGAAGUAAAAUCAGUUUGACCUGUACCGUCGACAUGCAGGACGUACCACCGAGUAACGUGACUUGGUAUCACGCGGGUUCGGUCAUCGACUUUGAUAGUCCAAGGGGUGGCGUUUCUUUGGAAACCGAAAAGGGCAAGAGCUUUACCAAAAGCAUGCUGGUAAUAACGCGCGCGUUACUCAACGACAGCGGCAAUUACACGUGCUUCUCAAAUAAGGCUGCUCCAGCUAGCGUGGUGGUUCACGUGUUGAACGGAGAACAUCCCGCGGCGAUGCAGCAUGGAGGCAGCGAUAGUGUCAACAGAAGGAUAGUCUUAUUCCUCACGAUCGUACUACCGAUCGUUAUAUUUCGAAAAUACCAUGUAAUCCACUCCAUUGACCGCUGCCAUAUAGGAACACAGCUAACACACGCACGCACGCACACACACACACACACACAUACAUCAUCUUAUCCCAUAUGAUCUUCGUGUUGUUCAUCGUCUCGAAACUCAUCGCUGUAGAUUAACGUCGAUCUAUAUCAUUGCAUGUCGAUCCUGGAAUGUAUCAUUGCUACGGCCUAAUAAAUUUCUUUGAAAUUAUAA
Messenger RNA from Vespa velutina, 1715 nucleotides. RefSeq names its product zwei Ig domain protein zig-8-like. The transcript has 7 exons. The coding region runs from base 573 to 1595 and encodes 340 amino acids. The record is from RefSeq and is a predicted model, not a curated record. Gene Ontology annotation, cellular component: neuron projection membrane. Lineage: Eukaryota; Metazoa; Arthropoda; Insecta; Hymenoptera; Vespidae. Gene Ontology annotation, biological process: synapse organization.